Molecule: messenger RNA, 3150 nt
Organism: Lineus longissimus
Lineage: Eukaryota; Metazoa; Nemertea; Pilidiophora; Heteronemertea; Lineidae
Product: CUB and sushi domain-containing protein 3-like
Exons: 9
Coding region: 42-2129 (695 amino acids)
Source: RefSeq, a predicted model, not a curated record
UAUCGCGGCAUUUUCUGCGCAGACUUUUUGAGAGCUCGACGAUGGGUUUCUGCGCUCCGAAGAUGGAAAUUAUCUUUCUAGCCUUCAUUGUGGUUUAUGUGGCAACAGUGGGAGCUUAUGUGGAAGUCAAAACACCACGGGACACUCCCUAUGAUGUUAAGAACACGAUCUUCUACUUACUGACCGGGAACUACACAGUUGGUACCAAGGAGAAGUUUGGGACUUUUCAAGUUCAGGAGAUGAACCUCAACCGCGACGCCUGGGUGAUCUUUUACACCAAGCCACAAACUAAUACAGUCCGCAGUGGAGACUCACCCUGUGAGGACGACCUACGGCAAAUUCCCCAGGAUAGGAUUAUGAAGAUAUACAAUAACCAUACGAUCAAGGUGAGCAGUGACACCCCUGACCAAUGGAACAUUCAGAAGAACACCAUUGUGUGUUUCCAACUCCUACAGAAGGCUUCCAGAGAAGAAUGGGGAAGCUUUAAGUACAAGUAUGAAGACAGUUGCAGUAAGAAAGUUGUCACCGAAUCCCGCCCAUUGAAGUACUACGGGUACAAGACCUUCACGAUAAGGAGUCACAAACGCUGUUACGCAACGAUAGCAAACUUCUCAACGGUAGUCGACUUUCAAAUGACCUUGAAGAAUGCGACGUCGCUGGACAGGGUCCUUGUUACUGGCCAGAGAACGACCAUAGUAAACCAGUGCUCCUUCAAGUCGCGAUACGAAUAUAAUUAUGGUUACCGAUACGUGAAGGAGUGUAAGGAUGUCACAAAGACCGAGUUGGAUGUCCGCUAUAUAAUGAUAACAGGACAGACACCGGACAAAUUUCUGCAGCAGCAAUGGCCGCUCGUGUUGACAAACAGCAGCCAUGUUUGUUUCGACUUUGAAGCGGUUGAGGAGGUAGCUUUCAAGGAUGACGUGGUAUUCCGUAUUUCAGAAUUUCCAGCAUGCAAAGGUGAUGUCUACAACCGUACAGGCGCCCUGGUCAGCCCGGGUUAUCCGCUGACCCCCUACAGGAACAACACCAAUUGCACAUGGACUAUCAAGGUGCGGCCCGGUGAACGAAUCUCUGUUAAGUUUGGCGACACCAAGAGCAACUGCACCAACGACUAUAUCAUGUUAUCAGGGGUGAACGGAGGCUCAAAUAACACGGAACUGUUAUGCGGCGAUUCCGUGACCGGGAGAAGCUUCAUCAGCACGUCCAAUCAACUCGUGGUAAAGUUCCGUACGAGCACUUUCAGUAACCUGAAGGGAUUCCUGAUGAAUUAUUCCGUCAUCGGUUGCAGCCUGCAACUGCUUUCAAUCCCUGUGAACUCGGUGAUGUUGAACGAACCUAAAGACAAAAUUAUACGAACAGGAUUCAAAUUGAAAGUCGGAUGUAAGCACGGUACCGUCUUCCCAAGUAAGGUUGGAGAGGUCGACCUGAGGUGCCUGCCUGAUAACACUUGGUUCGGCCACAUACCAGACUGCGUCGGAUACACCGUCUGUAACGAAACAUUGACAGCCCCAGAGGGUUACGUGACCAGUCCUGGCUAUCCCCGCGCCUACCCAAGGAACACCCGGUGCAGGUGGACCAUCAAGGCGAAGCCAGGACAACGCAUCCGCAUCAGAUUUGAAGAUAUCAAAAGCAUUUGUACGAACGACUACAUCACACUUGGCGGAGUGGAGAGAAAGGCUGUAAAUACCACGAAAGCAGCAGCGACAACACCUACAACCACUACCCCAGUUACAGUUGCCGCUGGACAAAAAAAAACACGCUCCAAGCGAGCUACAUCCUCGCAAACGGACUUCAUGCUCUGCGGUAGCCACGUCUACGCCGGAGAGGAAUUCACCUCUGCCGCCCACACUGUUGACAUAAAGUUUAUGUCUGACAUCUUUGAAGAGAAUGGCUACUUCAACAUGAGUUACACUGCACUCGGCUGUAGCAGCGAGGACCUACGAAAACCUUCGAAUGUCCUUCUUCGAAACCCUGCUAAGCAUUACCCGACGGACUACAAGUUGGAGUUGGGCUGCCCUACUGGCUUAAGUUUCCCUGGAGGCACCAAUAUAACAAGGGUGGUCUGCGGCAAGAAGGGCUCGUGGGUUGGCAAGAUACCGCGAUGCGUCUAUUGGCGGACUGGCCUCUAAUGAUGCAUCUUUAGCAGUUGUGAGUCGUACAUUCUCUGAGGAUGAUGCACAUUUUAGCGAACUAUGUCUGACGAUUUUUUGCUUAGACUCGUUGCGGUAUUCGGUACACAGAUUGUACAGGCGAAGCUGUGAUCGAAUUCAUUCCUUUCUUCGACCAAUGUCGUUUUUAACGAACAUUUUAUACGUAGAUAACUUGAAAUAAUCGAUAGAUGUAUUUUGUCACAUCCACAAUUAAAACCUAGGAGGAGUAUAGCGGCAAACAAUGCCGGGCCGGUGUAAACAUAUUUGAAUUCCGGUGAGUCUAUUGACAAUCUCCGGCGGCCCGUAUCCGGUAUACGAACUUGAAGCACCACAUUGAAUACUCACGCAAGCACCACAUUGAAUACUCACGCAAGUACCACAAUGAAUACGCACGCAGAUUCAUGGUGUUAUCGAACAAGGUACCUGUAUGUGGGAAAAUGAUCUCGGCUUUGAAUACCAGUGAGCCACCUAUGAUCUAUAUGAACUAUCAUGGAUAGGCAGGGGGAAUCGGCAACCAAUUCACUUGACUCCGUACAUUGACAAAACCUUUGUUAGUUUGCCUUCCGUUUAAGAGAUGGCUUCUCUGGUAUUGUCCUUUAAGAAACUUGGUGGAAUUGUACCUGCUCAUAUCGCGUUUCCUUCACGCUGCAUGAAAGGGAUGGGCGUGUUAUUUUCGUUUUUCAUUUCACCUUGAGGGGCAUAUUUCUUUUUUAUUAACAAUGCUAAACAGACAGUUAUUCACAAAACUGAUAAUUGGGUCCCACCAGCUUGCAUCAGCGUCUGCGAGAUAUAAACACAUUCCAAAGGAAAAGAACUGGAGAAACUAUCCUUCAUGUAAGGGGGAUCGGAUACAGUUGAAGACGAGUUCCACUUAUUUAUUAUUGUUUGUGAUACGCCGUCCGUUACCCGGGAUGCAAUGUUUAAAUAUAAUAUUUCCAGUCGAUGCAGGCUUUUAAUUCAUAUACAGACGUGGGUAAUUAAAUUCAACUAUCCCUUAACA